AUGAAGCGAGACUGGAAGCAAUGGCUCUUAAUUGCCGGUGGGGCGGCGGCCACUGGCGUCGCGCUGUAUUACUUGCUUAGAGAAGAGGGGCCAGGCCGCAAAGAGAACGAAACGGAUGCCAAGAAGUUCAAUAAGAAUGAGGCAACAAAGGAACAGGUGAUGAUGGUGCUCCGAGAUAUCCUGAAUACACAGGAAAAGAUGAAGGGGCUGAUGAAAAAGUUUACACAAAAAUUCGUCGAAGAGGACUACACUUUUGAGGAGGCUUACGCCAUGGUGGCUAGACAACACCCAGAGGAUCCACUGAGCCGGUACGGCUUAACAAUGCGAAAUUUUGAUGGGCUUCUAGACAAGUUCCAGCACGACCCUGAGGUGAAGAGAGCAGUGAUGAGUAUUGUGGGUGCCACAUCUACCCCAACGUAA
Messenger RNA from Eimeria mitis, 420 nucleotides. RefSeq lists its product as uncharacterized. NCBI's taxonomy places the organism in Eukaryota, Apicomplexa, Conoidasida, Eucoccidiorida, Eimeriidae. The record is from RefSeq and is a predicted model, not a curated record. The coding region runs from base 1 to 420 and encodes 139 amino acids. The transcript is spliced from 4 exons.